AUGAUUUAUUACGCACCACAGGCACGUCAACGAAUUAGUGAUGAAGCAAUCGAACGUUUCCAUGUAAUAAAUAAACGUCCGACAGAUGUUGAAAAAGAUCAUCUAGCUAUAGAAUGUAAUAUAACAUUAGCACCAAAACGAAUGUGCAAUGAUUCAGUCAGAUGUAAAACAUCGAUAUUUAUUGAUUCAUUGUCUAUUUAUAUUUCUAAUAAUUAA
Molecule: messenger RNA, 216 nt
Organism: Rotaria sordida
Lineage: Eukaryota; Metazoa; Rotifera; Eurotatoria; Philodinida; Philodinidae
Source: the annotation of a GenBank genome assembly